AUGGUUUCGAAGAUCAAGCGGGUUGCUACUGCAGAAGCAAGAAAGGCGGCUGCACGCAUGUGUGCAGACAGAGACAGUUCAUCUCGCGCCUCAGCAGUAUGUGAUUCGUCGCCUGUUGUUUUUAACAGUCCACGUGGUGAGUCAACACGUGCGACAGGUACAUCCUCUGCAUCUGCAGCGGAUAUCGCGAAUCGUAAUAUAGACGAGUCUGACAUGGAGCUCAUCUAUUCUGGCGAGUCGGAUGAUGUAUCCGACUCGAAGGCGACACAUCACGCCUCCGGAUCACUUGGGACGGACACUGCAAGAGAUAGGUUGGCUGGCUCUGGUCAACGCGGCGGUAUCAUGUCCGAGAUCUUCGGAUCGAACGAUCGUUCCGACGAAUCCUCGCCUCACGCAAGUCCAUCCAACGAUAGGACGCGUGGGUAUGGUGGUGAUGCACCUAUACAUCUUCACGAGCGAAGUAACUCGAGGGACCGGGGUGUCACUGGUGUCAUGCUCAUGCUGACGCCAAUCAAGAGGCCAGGGACCGAAAUGUCCUGCGCUACGCUCCUCAAGUGGAGUCUCCUUGGAUGCCGUCAUCCAAGGGGUUGGAACGUUUGGCCGCCAUGA
Molecule: messenger RNA, 609 nt
Organism: Peronospora matthiolae
Lineage: Eukaryota; Oomycota; Peronosporomycetes; Peronosporales; Peronosporaceae
Source: the annotation of a GenBank genome assembly